Molecule: messenger RNA, 1412 nt
Organism: Aspergillus caelatus
Lineage: Eukaryota; Fungi; Ascomycota; Eurotiomycetes; Eurotiales; Aspergillaceae
Product: zinc-dependent alcohol dehydrogenase family protein
Exons: 8
Coding region: 310-1350 (346 amino acids)
Molecular function (GO): oxidoreductase activity; zinc ion binding
Source: RefSeq, a predicted model, not a curated record
CUCCUCCUCUUCCUCCUCCUCCUCCUCGGUGAAACUGACUACAUUCCCCUCAGUUCCCCUCCAUCCUCACGGCUCCAGCGAUACAUUCAAAUAUCUCCUCUUUCCCUCUCUUUCCCUCCUUUCCUCUCACUUUUCUUUCUUCAUUAUCAUCCUCAGUCAAUCGAUCUUCAUAUCCUUAACCUGAGCACUUCCCUUCCGUACUUGUCUUUUCUCCCUCUUCGAUAUCCUUGUAAGAACCCCCUUCCUUGGCAAUCAAUCGACCAUACAACAGGCAAUCGCUGACUCUCUUUAGAACGACAAUCAUCCACCAUGUCUCUUCCUCAGACCAUGAAGGCUCUCAGAUAUGAGCAGCCUGAGAAGCAUGCUGUUGUUGACGUUCCCCUUCCUCAGCUCCGUGACAAUGAUGUCCUGGUCAAGGUCAAGGCUUGCGGUGUUUGUGGUACUGACCUGCACAUCCACGAGGGUCAAUUCAUUGCCAAGUUCCCCUUGGUUCCUGGUCACGAAACUGUUGGUGUCGUUGCGGCUGUUGGCCCUAAGGUCAAAGGCUUCGAAGUCGGCGAGCGGGUCGUCGCCGACAACUCAGAACUCUGCGGUGAAUGCUUCUACUGCCGCCGUGGAGACGAGUUGUUCUGUGAGCACUUCGAGGCUCACGGUGUCACCAUGAACGGUGGCUUUGCCGAGUACUGCGCCUAUCCUGCUGGCAGGGUCUUCAAGAUCAAGAACCUCUCUGACGUCGAUGCCACCCUUCUAGAGCCCGCCUCGUGCGCUGCUCACGGUUUGGACAAGAUCGCUCCUAAGAUGGGCUCUUCCGUCCUAUUGUUCGGUGCUGGUCCCACCGGCCUUAUCCUCGCUCAGUUGCUGCGCCAGUGCGGUGGAUGCCGUGUUGUUGUAGCCGCUCCCGAAGGUCUGAAGAUGGACCUGGCCAAGUCCCUCGAAGCUGGUGAUGAAUAUGUCGCUCUGUCCCGUCAGGAUCCUAGUGCACAGUUCGAGAAGCUGAAGAAGGAGAACCCCUACGGUUUCGACAUUGUCGUGGAAGCCACCGGCAGUGUCAAGAUCCUCGAAGACUCCAUCAACUAUGUCCGCCGCGGCGGUAAGCUUGUCGUGUACGGCGUGUACAACAACGAGGCCCGCGUCUCCUGGCCUCCCAGCAAGAUCUUCGGCGAUGAGAUCACUAUCCUCGGAAGUUUCUCCGAGACCUACAAGUUCCCCGCUGCUAUUGACUACCUUGACUCCGGCAAGGUGAAGGUCAAGGGCAUCGUGAACAAGGUGUUCAAGCUUGAAGAGUGGGAGCAGUGCCUGGAGUCGAUGAGGAACAAGUCUGCUAUCAAGGCGGCUAUCACUUUUGACUAGAUUCUUGUAUAUAUAGAUACCACCGAUUUAUGAGUAAUGAAUAUUUAUAUGUGAUGUACGGG